Messenger RNA from Passer domesticus (house sparrow), 3698 nucleotides. It is a transcript of the gene IRF2BP2, whose product is annotated as interferon regulatory factor 2 binding protein 2. The transcript is spliced from 2 exons. NCBI's taxonomy places the organism in Eukaryota, Metazoa, Chordata, Aves, Passeriformes, Passeridae. Bases 468 to 2222 code for a protein of 584 amino acids. Gene Ontology annotation, cellular component: nucleus. The record is from RefSeq and is a predicted model, not a curated record. Gene Ontology annotation, molecular function: transcription corepressor activity. Gene Ontology annotation, biological process: regulation of transcription by RNA polymerase II.
GAGGCGGCGGUGGCGGCUGGAGCCCGGCACGGCACGGCGCCGCCGCCAGCCCCGGCCCCGGCCCCCGUGGCAGUCCCCGCCCCGCCCGCCCCGCCGCGCCGCGCCGGCCCCCGCCGCCCCGCGCCGCCCCGUAGUAGCCAGAGAGCGGGGGAGCCGUGCGGGCGGCAGCGGCCGCAGCCCUGCGCCAGCCGCGCAGCGGAGAUGCGCGUCCCCGCCGCCCUGUGAGCGCCGCCGGCGGAGACGGCGACGGGAGCGGCGUUCCCCGCAGCGGCUCUGCCUGCCGGGGCGCCCGCCGCGCCCCGCUCCAGCGCACGGAAGAGGAAGGCGAGGGGGAGGGGGCCCGGCGGACGGUCCCGCUGCGGCCGCGGCUCCCGAGCCUGCCCGUCGGGACCCCGGUGACGAGGGGCGGAGGAGGCAGCGGCCGAAGCCGUAGCGGGGGGCGCUCGCCGCUACCCCGGGGCCGGGACAUGUCGUCGGCGGCGGUGGCGGCUGCUUCCCGCAGGCAGUCGUGCUACCUGUGCGAUCUGCCCCGCAUGCCCUGGGCCAUGAUCUGGGACUUCACCGAGCCCGUCUGCCGGGGCUGCGUCAACUACGAGGGCGCCGACCGCGUGGAGUUCGUCAUCGACACGGCGCGGCAGCUGAAGCGGGCGCACGGCUGCUUCCCCGAGGGCCGGGCCCCGCCACCGCCCCACGCCAAGCAGCCUCCGCUCUCCGCCAAGGAGCUCCUGGCGCAGCAGCAGCAGCUCGGCCACCCCUCGGCGGCGGAGGCGGCGGCGCGGCCCCCGCCGCAGCCCCUGGAGCGCUACUCGCUGGCGGCCGAGAGGCCGCCGCCCCGCCUGGGCGCCGAGUACGGCGGCGGCCGGCAGGUCAACGGGAUCCUGGUGCCCAACGGCUUCCCCAAGCCCGAGGAGCCGCCAGAGCUCAACCGGCAGAGCCCGAACCCGCGGCGGACGCACGCCGUGCCGCCCACCCUUGUGCCGCUGGUGAACGGUGCCGGGCUCCCCGCCGCCAUCGGCGGUCUGGGCAGCCGCGCCGCCGCCGCGGCCGCCGCCUCGCUGGCCGCCAUCUCCGCCGCGCCCGCCCCCAUGGCCGUGCCCGUGCCCCAGCAGCCGGCGGCGGCGGCGCAGGCGGCGGGGCAGGCGGCGGGGCAGCCCGGCGAGCUGGGGCACAAGCGCCCCGGCUCCGUCUCCUCCUCCUCCUCCUCGGGUGGCGGCGGCAGCGCGGCGGGGGAGCACGACAGUGGCGCCAAGGAGAAGCGCGGCUCCGCCGAGAGCCUGCCGGCGGCGGCGGCGGCGGAGCUGGCCGCGGAGGGCAAGGGCCGGCCGGGCGCCGAGCAGGAGUGGCUGGCCAAGCCCAAGACAGUGCGGGACACGCUGCUGGCCCUGCACCAGCACGGGAGCCACACCGUGGCCUCCUUCGACAGCAAAUUCAAGAAAGAGCCGGGCAUGGCGGGCGGCAGGCUGCUGGGCUACGAGACCAACGGCUCCGUGGCCAAGCCAGGGGCCCGGGCCGCCCGGAAGAGGAAGCCUUCCCCCGAGCCGGAGGGCGAGGCUGGACCCCCGAAGAUCAACGGGGAGGUGCAGCCGUGGCUGCCCACCCCGUCGGAAGGGAUGAAGCUGCCGCUGACGGCCACCCCCUUCAUGUCGCCCCCGCCGCCCACCGCCUCGCCCCACUCCAACCGGACCACGCCGCCCGAGGCGGCACAGAACGGCCAGUCCCCCAUGGCCGCCCUCAUUCUGGUGGCGGACAAUGCCGGGGGCAACCACGCCUCCAAAGACGCCAACCAGGUCCACUCCACCACGCGGAGGAACAGCAGCAGCCCCCCCUCGCCCUCCGCCAUGAACCAAAGAAGGCUGGGCCCCGGCAGGGAGGUGCCGGGCCAGGGGGCCAACGCGGCGGCGGCGGGCGGGCUGGAGCCCGUGCACCCCGCCAGCCUGCCGGACUCGUCCCUCGCCGCCAGCGUCCCGUUGUGUUGUACCCUCUGCCACGAGCGCCUGGAAGACACCCACUUCGUGCAGUGCCCCUCCGUCCCCUCCCACAAGUUCUGCUUCCCCUGCUCCCGGCAGAGCAUCAAGCAGCAGGGAGCCAGCGGGGAGGUGUAUUGCCCCAGCGGGGAGAAGUGUCCCCUGGUCGGCUCCAACGUCCCCUGGGCCUUCAUGCAAGGGGAGAUCGCCACCAUCCUGGCCGGAGAUGUGAAAGUGAAAAAGGAGAGGGACUCGUGACUCGCCUGCGCUCGCUGCCCGACGUCACCUUGAACUCGAACUGCUCGAAUUCUGUAUAUAUCUAUAAAUAUAUAUAUAUAAAUAUAUAUAUAUCUCCAAGACAAGGGAAAUGUAGACUUCAUAAACAUGGCUGUAUAAUUUUGAUUUUUUUGAAUACAUUGUGUUUCUAUAUUUUUUGAAGACAAAAGGUAUGUACUUAUUAUAAAGGCAUUUCUUCUAAUUCUUCUCUUUUUUUUCUGUUUCGUUUUUUCUUUUUUUCCCUUUUGUUAUAGCAACUAUUUGUUGUGCUUCCCUGGUGACAGUUACUGUUCAAUGUAGGCUGUGACUUGCGCUGCUUUUUUUAGAGAGCACUUGGCAAACCAGAAAUGCUUCUAGCUGUAUUUGUAUGCACUUGUUUCUUCUGUUUUUUCUUUUCUUUUCUUCUUUUUUUUUUUAAAAUGCCAAAUACACUUUCUGACAUUGUAAAGAUUGCCUUACUGUCUGUGAUUCCUUAUUCCUGGCCCCUGUCCUGUAGAGCUGGUCGCAUGCAGGCUUGGUCUGAGGCAGCUGGGGACAAGAGUGGCUAGCCAAGGCAGGCAUGCCCUUUGCCAUCCCACUGGCCAGGCGAGCUUAGGGAGCAGGAGGGCUUUCUCCCAGAAGCGCGUGCCUCAGGUUGUGAUGGAAGAUCCUCCAGAUCCAGUCCCAAAUUGCUCACUGUUUCUCAAGGGAUGUUGUCACCAGAGUAGGAUGUGGAGAGGUGUCCAAGAGGCGCUGUUGAGUUAGGGAUUUCUGGGUUUGUUUGGUUUUGGUUUGGUGUUUUGUUUUUUUUUUUCUGUUUUUUUUUUUUAAGGCAAAGUUGACCGCAGUUCUCGUGAUCAGUUCUAAGAUUACAAAACUGCAUUUAUUCACCAAUUGCAUACCAUGACAUGGAAUUUUGAUAACAAACUUAGUUACAUGGUUGGCGAAGGUGCCAAUGUAGCACUGCCAUUUCUGAAGGUCUUCAGUGUCACUUGUGGGGCUUUUGUGUCUUUGGACAAAGCUGGGGAUGUGGGGAAGAGACUUUAUUUUAUUUUACUUUAAUUUUCAGAUAGUGCAUAUGGAUUUUGAUUUUGCUUACCAGUCACCUCUAGUGCUGUUGCUAUUGUUACUAUCGCUGACCCGGUGUUUCCAAGUAGUGGCAGGUACGGUGUGGUACAGUGACAGCAGUGACUGAGGCUCUGCCAAAUUGCCCGCGGGCAUAUCAGUGACAGCCCAAAUGUGGGUGGAGGAAACCUGUAAUUUCCUUAUUACGUAUGCUUGAAACAAACCUACUGCUAUUCUUUGAAAAUGAAAAUAUAAACUGGUUGAAAUGAAAGCAAUUAGUGCUGCACAUAAUGGCCCUGGCCCUGCCUUUUAAGCUACUUUGGAGAACUCUUUUGUAAAGCCACUUCUUUUGAUCAUGCUUCUGCAUCACCAAGCAGACUUCUAAAAUCAAUAAAUCAUUGGUUACUAGAAAUA